UGUAUGUAACCAUCAUAUCGGCGAAAGCAAAGCAAGCGAGAGAAGGGGAAACAGAUCGAAUUAGGAGGUGGUCGCACGCUGCCUUCUCUUUCUUUCUAACCUUUCGAACGCGCAAAAUGCUGCUUUCCCGUGUCCUCCCCUCGAACACCACGCUCCUCCCCACCUCCCAUGCUCGCGCAGCCCCUCUCCGGUACCGCCACGUCCCUGCCGGAGGCGGUGCCAUUACCGUCCCUGUUCGCCGCAGUUUUGCCAUGACCAUCCGAGCCCGGGACGCCGCCCCUGUUCUUGAUGUCGAGCCGCAGCCGCUUAAGCUCCUCGACCGCCGCACCAAGCUCAAGAUCGCCGUCAUCGGCUUCGGCAACUUCGGCCAGUUCCUUGCCCGCACCUUCGCCGCCCAAGGCCAUGAGAUACUCGCCUACUCGCGCACCGACUACUCCGACACCGCCCGCUCCCUCGGUGUGGCAUUUUUCGACGACCAGAACGACCUCUGCGAGCAACAGCCCGACGUCGUCCUCCUCUCCACCUCCAUCCUCUCCGCCGAGGCCGUGCUCCGGUCUCUGCCCAUCCAGCGUCUCCGCCGCAGCACGCUGUUCGUCGACGUCCUCUCCGUCAAGGAGUUCCCCAGGAACCUCUUCCUCCAGCUGCUUCCCCCGGACUUCGACAUCCUGUGCACGCAUCCCAUGUUCGGCCCCGACAGCGGCAAGCACGGCUGGGCCGGGCUCCCGUUCGCCUACGACAAAGUCCGGAUCGGUGACUCCGACGACCGCAUCGAGCGGUGCCGCGCGUUCCUCGAGAUCUUCGAUCGGGAGGGCUGCCGGAUGGUCGAGAUGUCGUGCGCGGAGCACGACGAGACGGCGGCAGAGAUCCAGUUCUUGACGCACACCAUCGGCAGGGUGCUCGCGAAGCUGGACCUCAAGUCCACGCCCAUCAACACCAAAGGUUACGAGACCCUACUAAAUCUGGUGCAGAACACCUGCAGCGACAGCUACGAGCUCUACAAUGGGCUGUUCAUAUACAACAAGAACUCCACCGAGCUGAUCGAGAAGCUGAACGGCGCCUUGGACACCACGAAGAAGGAGCUAUUUGAGCGCUUGCAUGGCAUAUUCAGGAAGCAGCUGUUCGAGGGCUCAGCUAGAAAAUUCGCCGGCGGGGACAACUGAAGCACCACCAUCGAUUCGAUGAGAUCCCGUGAGGCCGCCCCUGUUCUUGAUAUCGAGCCGCAGCCACUUAAGCUCCUCGACCGCCGCACCAAGCUCAAGAUCGCCGUCAUCGGCUUCGGCAACUUCGGCCAGUUCCUUGCCCGCACCUUCGCCGCCCAAGGCCAUGAAAUUCUCGCCUACUCGCGCACCGACUACUCCGACACCGCCCGCUCCCUCGGUGCGGCAUUUUUCGACAACCAGCACGACCUCUGCGAGCAGCACCCGGACGUCGUCCUCCUCUCCACCUCCAUCCUCUCCGCCGAGGCCGUUCUCCGGUCCCUACCCAUUCAGCGCCUCCGCCGUAGCACGCUCUUCGUUGACGUCCUCUCCGUCAAGGAGUUCCCCAGGAACCUCUUCCUCCAGCUGCUGCCCCCGGACUUCGACAUCCUGUGCACGCAUCCCAUGUUCGGCCCCGAGAGCGGCAAGCACGGGUGGGCCGGGCUCCCGUUCGUCUACGACAAAGUCCGGAUCGGCGAUUCCGACGACCGCAUCGAGCGGUGCCGCGCAUUCCUCGAGAUCUUCGAGCGAGAAGGCUGCCGCAUGGUCGAGAUGUCGUGUGCAGAGCACGACGAGACGGCGGCAGAGAUCCAGUUCUUGACGCACACCAUCGGCAGGGUGCUCGCGAAGCUGGACCUCAAGUCCACGCCCAUCAACACCAAAGGUUACGAGACGCUGCUAAAUCUGGUGCAGAACACCUGCAGCGACAGCUACGAGCUCUACAACGGGCUGUUCAUAUACAACAAGAACUCCACCGAGCUGAUCGAGAAGCUGGACGACGCCUUGGACACAAUGAAGAAGGAACUAUUCCAACGCUUGCACGGCAUCUUUAGGAAACAGCUGUUUGAGAGCUCGGGUAAAAGGUCCAUCGAUGCGGGCAAAUGAAGCGUAAAGCUUAACCAGAGUCGAUUUGGUCGCGUAGAUCUACCGGAGUUGCAGAGGAUCUCUGUUUCCACAGUUCGACCCCAAUUGCUUUUCUGUAGAUAAUAAAUUGCUUCUCUGGUAUCUCGCAAUAAUCCACUCGAAGGAAACACGAGAGAUGUCAAGUUCUUCAUCAACAAAACCAAAACUUCUCACACUAUUAACCUACAGAGUUGGCGAUGUACACGUUAGCUAAUAAUUUAUUGAGCUACAUUGGCAUUCCGCUCUCGAUGCCAGUAAUGGUCUCCA
This is a messenger RNA of Musa acuminata AAA Group (dessert banana), 2366 nucleotides long. Its product is annotated as arogenate dehydrogenase 1, chloroplastic. The transcript has 3 exons. NCBI's taxonomy places the organism in Eukaryota, Viridiplantae, Streptophyta, Magnoliopsida, Zingiberales, Musaceae. The record is from RefSeq and is a predicted model, not a curated record. Gene Ontology annotation, biological process: L-tyrosine biosynthetic process. Gene Ontology annotation, molecular function: prephenate dehydrogenase (NAD+) activity; arogenate dehydrogenase (NADP+) activity; prephenate dehydrogenase (NADP+) activity.